CCGUCCCCACUCCCUUGCACGAAUUUCAUCGUCUCUGUCCUGUAGCAUCGCCUGCACAAGUACGAAACACAUAGCCAUUGUUUGCGCUUAAAUCACAAACUAUUCUCAACGCGAACCAGUGAGAGACGGAGAAGAAAGCAGGAACCAUCAAAACCGCCCCGCGGCGCAGUCGCCGAUUGGCGGUACACAUCUGAGCUCUGAACGUCCGCCGCAGCAUAGUAGGAUUCGCAGCAGGGACCGCAGUGUAGAACGCAUAGCCUCACAGCGUCGUACUAUCAGCAGCCUCGACAAUAUAGCCCCGCCGCUGUAGGUUGCGGAAUUGUACACCCUCAGGUUCGAGUCAUUGCAAGAUGAUCAUCGACAAACAGCUCCUUCCUGACGAUCCCACUCCAGAGGACGCACCUCCAGCCUACGAUUACUCGAGCUCUUCCAGCUUUGUUCCACCACUCCCGGAGAAAGAUGCAGGACCUUCCACUGAGCUCAAGUCCCCCUCUCUUCCUCCGUCACCCUCCAGCAGCUCGGGCCUAUCUCCACCCCUAGUAGCCAAGAAAGCAUCGUCGAAAGGCAAGGGAAGAUGGUUCAACUUUGGUCAGUCGAAAGCGACGAAAGAAGUCGAGAAGACGGUCAUGAACCUCAUCCGAGAUGUCGUCAAAGUGCCUGACGCUGCUGCCCUCUCCGUGCUGCGCAACUGCGAGGAGGCCUGCGCGUCGCACAACCUUUCCUUCGCUUCGCUUCUCCAGGAACAGAGCAUCGAAGGACGCUCGGCGAUAUACUGGGCAAUCAUAAAACGCCCACGCGACCAACCCGGCCCCGAGGGUCUCGAGCUCGUCGAGGCGAUGCUCACCAUGGCCAUGCCACUGUCCGACGCCGCCGUCUCCGAAAUACGGCUCGCGUGCCUGCAGACCUCGGACGAGGUCCUGUUCCAACGCUUGCGACGCACGCCGGCGUUCUCGCCACUUUCAGGCAAAGAUGAAAUUCUGCUCGGUGCGAACAUACCGCCUGACGAGAUCGUCGUUCAAGAACUUGCCGGCAAUCAGGGAGAGUUUAUCGCAUCCUUCCGGAUACCGCAGUUUCAGAGGCGGAUGAGGGUGUCUAAGCAGGUGUGCCUGGAGUUCAUCGCCCGAGGUCGGAUGUGGUGCCUGAAGUUCCUCGAGUCGGACGGCAUAAGCUAUCAUAUGGCUGAGAAAGGCGCAUGGGUGGUCUCGCUUUCGCUGAUGGACCACAGUCCGCCGACGUGGAUCGACUCGCACCUGCUCAUCGAUGAUACGCGAAGACAGCCUGGCACACCAUCUUCCUCGAAGGCUUCCGCGAAGUCUAUCAUCAACGGCGUGCUGGAGAAUAAGUCAAUGCCGCAGAUCGAACUCCGUCUCAAGACAUCGGGCGAGCAACUCGCCCCACUGGAGCUGAACCGGCAACACGAUUUCGAUCGCCACAUCUCCGUAUCACUCAGCAAGAGCCAGAUGGGCCACAGCUUACAGUUUGAUGGAUGCACAUAUAUCGCGAGCGACGGGUCCCUGACUGCGAGAUUGGAAGCACGACUGGCAAAACCAGACAACGAGUGUAUCAUAUGCUGACCUCACUGGGGUUGCGGACUGUGACUAGUACCGAUACCUAAAUAAUGUACGAGAGCCUUGCUCUCAGCUCGCCAUGUAAUUCUAUCCCG
This is a messenger RNA of Phanerochaete carnosa HHB-10118-sp, 1663 nucleotides long. RefSeq lists its product as uncharacterized. The record is from RefSeq and is a predicted model, not a curated record. Bases 351 to 1574 code for a protein of 407 amino acids. The transcript has 3 exons. Lineage: Eukaryota; Fungi; Basidiomycota; Agaricomycetes; Polyporales; Phanerochaetaceae.